Cydia pomonella (codling moth) is the source of this 1878-nucleotide messenger RNA. RefSeq lists its product as uncharacterized. NCBI's taxonomy places the organism in Eukaryota, Metazoa, Arthropoda, Insecta, Lepidoptera, Tortricidae. The transcript is spliced from 4 exons. The coding region runs from base 855 to 1193 and encodes 112 amino acids. The record is from RefSeq and is a predicted model, not a curated record.
CGGCACUACCAUGCCCCAUGAUCCGAAAUUGAAAGGCGCCUCAAUGAAAUUUGCACCAUUGCAAAUGAGGGCAUAUUUAACUCAGACCAAAAACGGUGGCGGUGGCUCAGGCGGGAUCUCGCAAGUAAGUGGCUGUUCCAUCUGGUUUUUCAUCGAAUUCAUAGAUUAGGUACUUUUUUGUUUGUUAAUAAUAAGUAAAAAGGAAAAAAAUAUAGUAACAGUGAUAUUCGCGAUCUGGGGCACAUUUUCUAUCGUAUUUUCAUAGAAACGUACGAACGUGUUUUGCUAUUUCAGUCAGUAUCGGUAUAAAAAGUACUGCUGAGGUUGACUGAAGUAGCAUGACAAAUACGAACGUUUUCGAGAAAAUACGAUCAAAAACAAUUAUGCACUACAUCGUACCUUUUCUUCCCUUUGUCAAGUCAUGUUACGUUAAUAGACCCCAUGUAAGGGGGCAGCUUACCGAGUACCGAGGCGCAACAAUAACAAAGUAAGUACCUAGUGGCGUAUUAGAGUACCUAUCUUAGUUUGUAUGACGGACGUGCAUUAUUCUGUUUCUGUUACAGCAGUCACGUGCUAGUUCUUAUACAAUCUACUGUAAGCAAACGAAACUGUUUGCAAACAUGUUUCCUUUCAACCUUUAAACAACCGGUAUUUUGCUAACUUCUACUUUUGCUAGGAAAUGUCAGAAUCAGUACAACCUAAUCGUUACUACGUUUAACUGGUAAAUUUUACAGCUUAAAGAAAUGACUGAAAUUAUCUAAGUUUAACCACAGAAUUUUAAGGCGACUACUAUAAUAAGAACUUAAUAAUUAUAUAUUUUAUAUCAGUAUUAGUUUAAAUAUUAAGUGUUUAAAAUGAGUGAAACAAAGUUAAAGUUACAAAUCGUCUUAAUAGUUUUAAGUAUAGUUUGGAAAGGUCUUCAUGCGAUAGAUGACUCGUUGCUGUUCAGCGUGACCCGUCCACCACGUUACUUCGGCAUUCUACAAGAUCACCGCGGGCAGCCGCUUUCCGUUGAAGUCUCCGAGGAGUAUAUGGACCAGGACUACAUAGCCACUAACAGGAAAAGGCAUAAAAUGAAUUGGAACAGGAACCCCUUGGACAUCGAAGACUUCGAUGAUGAUGACACAGAAGAAAUCUUCGAUGACAAGGACAAAGAUAUAAAAGUGCCCAACUUGCAGGCUGGUCCAGUGUAGAAGCGUGUGAUAUAUAACGCCACCAUGAUAUGGUACCUUAUUCCAUUGUAGUAAAAAUCUGUUAUCAAUGAUACAAAAACAUAAUUUUUAGUUAUAUACUUUCUCCUCGCGUCGUGUUCCUCAUUGCUGAGUGCCGUGAAAUCCCCGUGGGGUCAGCUUCUAUUUGACGGUGUCCCGCCAUCUAAGCCUGUCUUUGGCCUCCUGAAGCGCAACGUGCUGUUGGAUGUCCAUGGUAGAACGGACAUGAUCUGCCCACCUUGUUGGGUUAAGGCUUGUAGGUCAAUUUCAGUCAAAAAGGUCGUUUGCCAUUAACCUUGCCAGUAACGAUGAGUUCAAGAUUGUGGCCUUUUUUCCUGGCUAUGUGACCGAAAAACUCCAGUAUCCUGCGUAGACUGGUGGUUGAGAGCCUGGUUUUUACGUUGAGUUUGCAGUUAUAUAGAGUCGCUAUAAAACCAAAGUUUUUCUUUCUACCUUGAACUAAGCACAGUUUAAAAGAGUGAAAAAGAGUAGACACGCAGCAUAUCUAUUUAGAAUAAAACAUAAGAUUUGUCAAAGUUAGGUUAGUAUAAGGUACUUUUAUAUUAAGCAGAUAUAGUAAAAUAGAAUGGUACCUAGACUAAGUCUGUUGUAUUGUGAGUAACAAAAUUGUACGAAGAAUUGAUGAGUAAAUGAUUAGAACAAGGGC